UCCAUUUUGGUGGGUGAAUGAUGGAUAUGAUAGCAGAUGCAGUUGUGGGCGCUGUGUUUCAGGAAUUGCUGAGAACUGUUUUGGACAUAACAAGCAAAGCCAUCACGUUCAAGCAAAGCAUGGGCAACCUCCAAUCCACUCUAGAGGCAAUAGCUCCACUGAUCAGAGAGAUAGAACAACACAACAACGAGUUGGGGCGUCCAAAGGAGGAACUGGAAUCGCUGCUAAGGAAAAUGGAAGAGGGCACGAAGCUUGUAUGCAAGUGUUCAACGGUUGGAAGGCUAGAUUAUGUGGGAAGGGUUCGUUACCAGAAUCAGAUAGAAGAGCUUUCGAACUGGCUCAUGAGGUUUUUCGUCAUUGACCUGCAAGCUCAGAUGGCGAGAGAUCUUAAGGAGACCUUGCGUAAGGUUUCAGGAGCUGCUGCGUCUUCACUUCAUGAAUCUGAUGUCAAUAGCUCAACAAAAGCCCAAUCAUUAGUGAAUGAUUCUGCUGAUUAAACUCAAGGCAUGGAUUCAAGCUUCAGACAAG
Cajanus cajan (pigeon pea) is the source of this 528-nucleotide messenger RNA. The record is from RefSeq and is a predicted model, not a curated record. Lineage: Eukaryota; Viridiplantae; Streptophyta; Magnoliopsida; Fabales; Fabaceae.